Messenger RNA from Rotaria sordida, 462 nucleotides. The record is from the annotation of a GenBank genome assembly. NCBI's taxonomy places the organism in Eukaryota, Metazoa, Rotifera, Eurotatoria, Philodinida, Philodinidae.
AUGAACUGGCAAUAUAAACAGGAACAUUCUCUAGAACAACGUCGAUUUGAAUCUGAACGUAUUCGAAGACGUUAUCCUGAUCGUAUUCCUGUUAUUGUACAACCGUUAUUAUCAUCAUCGUCCUCAUCGUCCUCUUCUUCAUCAUCAUCAAUAUUAUCAACAUCAUUAUUUCAUUCAUUUCCAUCAUCAUCAUCAUCAUCUUCAUCAUCAUACAAUGAAAUGACAUUAGGACGUCUUGAAAAUGAAAAAUUUCUUGUACCAUCUGAAUUAUCAUUUGGUCAAUUUGCUUAUAAUAUUCGACGACGUUUACGUUUACGAGCUGAACAUGCACUAUUUUUUUAUAUUGGUUUAUAUGGUAAACAACCAAUAUUAAGUUCAACAAUGGAAUUAUUGUAUAAUGAAAAUAAAGAUACAGAUGGUUUUUUAUAUGUAUGUUAUGCAGAUGAAAAAGUUUUUGGAUAA